This is a messenger RNA of Cyclocybe aegerita, 570 nucleotides long. NCBI's taxonomy places the organism in Eukaryota, Fungi, Basidiomycota, Agaricomycetes, Agaricales, Hemipholiotaceae. The record is from the annotation of a GenBank genome assembly.
AUGUCGUCCACGACCGUCACCAAGAAGAGAAAGAGCGACUCCACAGCAGCAUCCGCCGCGAAGAAAGCCAAACUCGACGCGCGGGUUCAGGUUGUAACUUCAAUCCUGUCGGACGCGACUGGUUUCGAGCUUCCAGCUGGAGACGCGUCUACACGCGCCCUAAUAUUGCAGCUCGUCCAAUACGCGCGUGACUUGGAGCAGGAGGUCGCUGCGCUGAAGCCUAAAGCCAAGUCGCCUCAAGAGCUGGCUGCCGCUGCGGACAAACUAGCGAAUGCGGCUAGGAGUGGAAUAAGGAAGCAACUCACAUGGAAGCCAACUGCAAAGUCCGGAACGGCGAGAUGGUUGUAUGACGGGGUCUGCAAUGACCCGGAAGUCUUCGGCGCGAUGCUCAACUUAGGAGGACCACCAACUUUCAAAGCGAAGAAGAUGCCCAAGGAAGAGUUUGAGAAUCUCAUUGGUGACCUGGAUGUUGCUAUCCGCUAUGAUACCCUCAGAAUCAACUCGGAUGUCAACAUCUCUUGGAAACCUGCUGACGGCACAUUCAAGUUUAGUGGAACAUAUGGAAAGUAA